ACGUCAAAUUGUUCUUGUUUUCGUACUUUGGUGAAAUUAUUUUCUCACGCUUGUGGCGUAAAAAUACACGAUAACACCUUUCACUUUGUCGAAAAAACAUGUUUUUCUAGUGUAAAAAAAGCGAAGGACCACUGCUAUCCUUGUUCUUUAUUCACAUGGAAUAUCUUUUUCAAUUUUAACUCACCCAAUUUGAAUGAUAUGACGCUGUAAAUUGUGUUCGAAAAAAUGGGUUUAGAUUUCGAUGUGCUGGAGUUUUGUAAAAAGUUGCGACAAAACAGACCACCGCCUUACCAGUGCCCGCUAGAAAAAUGCGAUAAAGUGUAUAAAAGUUUGUGUGGUUUACAAUAUCAUCUAGUAAAUUACGACCAUGAUAAUCCAACACCGGCGACUCCUACUGUAACCAAUAAUAGAAAAAAAGGGAGAUCUAGAGCAGCAGUACCAACAGGGGACAUUGCCUUACAAAGUCCGCCAAAAGAAGCAUUAACGUUUGCCGAGGCACAAAAAGUAGUACAAUUUGAAAUUGAUGGAAAAAUAAGUAGACUACCAAUUGAUCAGCCUGUACCUGUUAUUUCAUUGGAGGAAUGGGAAAAGCGAAAUUCUGAGUUAGAAAAGCCUUUACCAUUUGUAGAACCACCUCAAGAACCUCAUGUUAAGUUGCCAGAAGCAAGCUUUAGGCUGAUCCCAGAUUACAACGAGCGAGUGUGUGAUGCACCAGCGAGGCCUAAUGCAUAUAUCCGUUUUAUUGAGAAAUCUGCUGAAGAAUUGGACGGAGAGGUCGAAUAUGAUGUAGAUGAGGAGGAUACAGCCUGGCUAUCUAUCAUCAACAAGAAUCGAGCUAAGCAAGGCUUACCAGCAGUAUCUGUUGAUACUUUGGAAUUACUUAUGGAUCGCCUGGAGAAGGAAUCUUACUUUCAAGCAUCACAAAACGGGCAGCAAACAGCGGCAACAGUGGAUGAAGAUGCAGUCUGCUGUAUAUGCAUGGAUGGGGAGUGUCAAAACACUAAUGUUAUUCUAUUCUGUGAUAUGUGCAAUUUGGCUGUGCAUCAGGAUUGCUAUGGAGUGCCAUAUAUACCAGAGGGCCAAUGGCUUUGUAGAAGGUGCUUACAAUCUCCAUCUAGACUUGUUAACUGUGUUCUUUGUCCAAACACUGGAGGUGCUUUCAAACAAACCGACCAAGGGACAUGGGCACACGUGGUGUGCGCGCUUUGGAUACCUGAAGUCCGAUUCGCGAAUACAGUCUUUUUGGAACCUAUAGAUUCAAUAGAAACAAUACCACCAGCUCGUUGGAAAUUACAAUGUAUGGUGUGCAAGCAGAGAGGCGUGGGCGCGUGUAUACAGUGUCACAGGAGCAACUGUUACUCCGCAUUUCAUGUAACUUGCGCGCAACAGGCUGGGUUAUACAUGAAGAUGGAAGCAGCUGGCACUGGGCGGGACCCGAGUCAGCCCGUGCAAGUUGCUAAGAUGGCGUACUGUGAUGCACACACUCCUGCGCAUAUACUGCAGGAGCGAAAGGCAGCCGAAUCGGAGGGUGACACAAAAUCCGGCGAUUUGUCAGCGAUUAGACAGAAAGGAAGGGAUAAAAUUAAACAAGCUCGUCGAGUAUUAGCACUGAAGCGCACGUGGGCACCAGUGGUGCUAGUGCCCACACUGCCGGCUGAGCGAGUGGCGGAAAUAGCGCAGCUCGCCCACGGGCCGCCCAGCGCGCGCGCACAGCUGAUGAAGCGGCUACUCGCGUACUGGACCCUGAAGCGGCACAGCCGUAACGGAGUGCCGCUGUUGAGGCGGUUGCAGAGCUUGACAAGUCAUCAUGGUAGCCGAGGCAUUCAGGAUGGUACGGUGAAUGUUCGAGAACUUUGCAAUCAACUCAAAUAUUGGCAGAGAAUUAGACAAGACCUGGAAAGAGCGAGGCUGCUGUGCGAGCUGGUGCGCAAGCGCGAACGUCUCAAGGCUGAGUACACGCGCGUGUGGGAGCGCUGCGUGCUGCACUCGCUGCGGCCCGACCGCGCCGCGCUGCACAAGCUACUCCGCCAGCUGCGACAGCGGGACGCCAGCGACAUAUUCACCGAGCCGGUCGACUUGAACGAGGUGCCUGAUUACAGUACAAUUGUGAAACAUCCAAUGGACCUUAGCACAAUGGGCAAGAAAUUGGACAAAGGCUUGUAUAAGACGAUAGAUGACGUGGAAGCCGAUUUUCAGCUUAUGAUCGAUAAUUGUCUCACAUACAAUAAUAAAGAUACCGUUUUCUACAAGGCGGGCGUGAAAAUGCGCGACCAAUGCAAGCCGGUGUUCCGGCAGGCGCGCCGCGACGUGCGCGACGCCGGCAUGGCGGCGCUCGCCGGCGCGGGCGACGCGGCCGAGCCGCCCGAGCCGCCGCCCGAGCGCCGCGCCAGCCCGCGCCGCCGCCGCAGCUGCGACUCGCGCAGGGCCAGGCAGAGCAGCAGCGAUAGCGAGCGGACUGCUGAUACCCGCAGUGAACGUGGUGUGUCAGUAGCGCGAAGCGAAAAGCGGGCUCCGAGCGCACAGCGAGCAUCUGAAGAUGAUACGCGCGACAUGUCCCCCGCGGUGAAGAACAAAGUGAACCGCAACUGGUGGCGCGGCCGGGGGAGGGGGAGGGGCCGCCGCGGGAGGAGGGGGCGGGGUCGGCCCGCGCUCUCUGUGGCCAGGCACGUGCAAGACAAUGAAACAGCCACAUCAGACUCAGAAACACCGAUAACUACUAAGAAGACCGUAGAGCGAACACAGAAAUUGGUGACACCUGAUAAGUCUCCAACCAAAGUGCCAGAGAGUACCACUCCUAGCCCAGGAUUGGGCCUUUUAGGAGGACUCAGAAAACCAACUUUGUUGGUACCGCCUUCAACAAUAACAACACCUCCAAAGAGCUUUGGAUCUGAUGCAACGUUGCCUACAUUAUCAGCCAGCUUGGGACGUGCCCCAGAACCAAGGAAGAAGGGCCGUGGACGCCCCAGGAAACAAGACAAAGAGAAACCUUCAUCGCCUGAUCUAUUUAGUUCUUCGUUACCUACAGACAGCAAGGCGCCAGUGUCGGCGUCUUUCCUACAAUACCGUGGUCCGCCUGGGGAAGUUGGGUCGGACAGCGAUUUAGCUUUAUCCAGGUCGUCAAGCAGUAGCUCGGUGUGGUCGCAGUCGUGCUCGUCGUGCACGCACUAUGAUGAGAACGGGUCGGACAGAUCGUGUUCGCUCUCGUCUAGUGAUAAUGAAGGGUCAAGUAAUAAUGAGGCAAUAGAGCCGAGUGUGACAGGUGCGACGGACAGACGACGCCGGCCGAGACGCGCACAAGCCGCCGAUGUUGAGAAGGAACCACCCACUACUCCGCAGAAGGGUCGCGGCACAAGGUCGACAACAUCUAAAACUCCCGUUAAGAGUUCAACCCCAGAUGUGCACCUGGAGCCAUUGCAGUUGGUGUGGGCCAAAUGCAGAGGUUACCCUUGGUAUCCAGCGCUGAUAAUAGAUCCAAAAAUGCCAAAGGGCUUCAUCUACAACGGCGUGCCUCUCCCCGUUCCACCGCAAGACGUCUUGAAUCUCAAGAAGAACUACUCCCACGAACCGAUCCUAUAUCUCGUACUGUUUUUUGACGUGAAACGCACUUGGCAAUGGCUGCCACCGAACAAACUGGAACAACUGGGCAUAGACAAGGCGGUGGAUCAAGCAAAGUUAGUGGAGUCUAGAAAGCCCACAGACAGAAAAGCAGUCAAGAAAGCGUACGGUGACGCGAUGCAGUUCAGGAAACAAGUGGACGGGGAGAAAUGACAAAGGUUCAGGAGGCAGAGGCCGCCCAGACACCGCACCUUCAGUUUCGGUAUGUUCUCCAACAUGAAGAUCAAAACGCCGGAUACUACUGAUAGCAGCGAUUAAGUUAAUAGUGAGGGUAGGUGGAAAAACUUGCGAGUAGAAGAUGGAUUUUGACAGCAAUUCUAUUUGUAUUAGACUUUAUUAUUAAAUUGUGUCAGUCAAUAUAUUUGACUUCACAGCAUAUGCUUAGUUGUGUAAAUUUUUAAAAAGUCAUGUCGUGACAAUUGCCAUUAUUAUCAUAUUACAUACUUCCUUUAUAGUAUGGAAGUAAAUAAAUUUGGACAAUCCUUUUCGUAUAAAUUACUUUUUAUAAAACAUUGCGAUACAAUCACAAAUUGAACAGUUAAAUUCUGUAUGUAUAUUGUUAAGCGUAAUAAUAUAAGGGUGUUUUAUAAUGGUAUAAGCUAUAACUUUGUGGAAGAAAAAAAGAUUAAGAAAUGGUUUUUCCAUCUACCCUUCAAACAUAACAAACUUACAUUUUUAUUAUAUUGAGUGUGUAUUUCAGUAUGAUUGUAUUUAACUAAGUGUGUACAUGUAAAUAAUCUAAACUUAGCUGGGAUACUGAUAAUGUGAACCAAAAGUCGGCAACGUUAAUAAAACAUUUUAAGUUUAAGAAGCUGCAGUAUAGAGUGAUGCAUACUUCACAUUAUGUGUCAUUUCUUUUUUACAGGCUUGAAAGGGAUAAUUUUACAAUACAGGAACAAUUUUAUAGUAUCAGUUGCAAUGUGAAACUUUUGAACAAACCAGCUUAAUAAUUUAGUAAAAAUAUUUAGAAUUAUAUUAGUAUUAAAUGAAUUAUCGUUUUCUUUUUGUUGUUUGCUUGUGUCGAUUCUGUGUGUAUUAAUAAUAUAAUACGUACUAUAUACACAAUAGUGUAGUUAUUUAUGAAAUAGUCUUAAGAUGUCAAUGAAAUUGAUAAUUAUUCGUUUUUAUAUGCAGGUCUUCAAAGACCUAAUGACAUUUUUUUUAGGCACGAUGAGUUGUGUUUAUGGGAUUCUGUAUGCUUUAUAUAAUUGAAUGUGAGUUUUUUUCCAUUAAUGUUGU
This is a messenger RNA of Zerene cesonia (dogface butterfly), 4854 nucleotides long. RefSeq names its product peregrin (gene Br140). Gene Ontology annotation, cellular component: MOZ/MORF histone acetyltransferase complex. Gene Ontology annotation, biological process: regulation of transcription by RNA polymerase II. Bases 226 to 3768 code for a protein of 1180 amino acids. Gene Ontology annotation, molecular function: DNA binding; protein binding. The record is from RefSeq and is a predicted model, not a curated record. The transcript has 23 exons. NCBI's taxonomy places the organism in Eukaryota, Metazoa, Arthropoda, Insecta, Lepidoptera, Pieridae.